CUCGCCAGAGACAAAGUUCACUUGUAAAAUACUAAAUAACUAAGUAAAAAAUAAUGUAUCAUCGCUUGGUUUGGUUAGUAACUUUGAUUAUUCUAUUGUUCACUGGAUCAUCAACUACAGCUCUCGCUCGGAUACCAUACCAAUCAUCCAUGACAAAACAUGGAGAAAGGGUUUGGGAUCAAAAGAUGAUUGGAGAUAUCAAGAUUGACGUAGGAAGCAGUAAUUCGAGGCCAUCACGUCAAAAAGAUCGCCCAAGUCCGCCAGGCGCCAACAUGUAGCUAAACGAAUAUGUAUCAGAGUUACGCAUUGUUUACCUACGCAGUAUAAAAAGUAUGACGUUUAUGCUAUAAGAAAACAUGUCCAACGAAAGUUAUUUUCUUUUGUAUAACAAAAUCGAGAUUUAUUGUAAAACAUCUAUGUUUUUCAUAAGUAAAAGUAUAUGAACAGAGUAAAUUUAGAAAAGGA
Eruca vesicaria subsp. sativa (arugula) is the source of this 465-nucleotide messenger RNA. Lineage: Eukaryota; Viridiplantae; Streptophyta; Magnoliopsida; Brassicales; Brassicaceae. The record is from the annotation of a GenBank genome assembly.